AUGUCGCAACCUCACCGUCCUAACCUCCUCGACCUACGUUCGAACUCGCACAUAUCCAAUGCGUCGUCCAGUUCAAAACCGCUGCGCUCGCCGCGCAUGCACAUCGCUGGCGAAGCACCGCCCGAGCUCUCGCCCCUAGAUGCUUUCGCUAUGCAAAGUCGCAUGCUGGCUAAGCAACUCAAGGCUAGCGAAAAAGAGGGCAACAGGAUGAGUCGACUACCGCCAUUGACCAUGGAGAGUCCUGUGAUUGUGCAAGGAAGAUCCGAUUAUUUCCGCUCCUUGUCAAAUGAGCCCGAAUCCGAGAAUGGUCUGUCGCCUGGAGAACUGCACCCCGGCCUGGGCUUGAGGACUGAAUACGAGGAAGCCUUUGAAGAAGCGGAAAGACCAAAGUCCAUGCAUCCGCGUAUGAGUCGCGUCCCUCCCACUCCAGACGAUGAAACGCCACCGCUACCACAGCAGCACAUUCGGAACGCGUCAAGAGGACGGCAGCUUGGUCAGAUUGAUGAAGACCCCGGUUUCUUUGGUGCACGAAGGGACAGGUCACCAUCGCCAAUCCAGAGCGAUGCGCAGUCGCUCCGUGAGAGGCCAUUCGAGCCUCCCCGUCCUCGGAAGGACAGCUCGCUACCACCACCUUCUCCUUUGCAGAAUGAGUCCCGACCGGACUCGGAAGAAAGACCGAAGCCAGGGUCCAUGGACGAACUUGGCCUGGCACCGCCACGAACUCUGUUUCCCCAGAGGACAUCAAGUAUCGUGUCGUCGCCCCUUUUACCGCCCGAGGAUGAGGUGGCCAGCAACAUCUUUGAUAUACCCUCGCGACAAGCAUCUUCUGAUAGCCAGCCUUCUUUCAUCUUGGCGGACGAAUCCGUGCAGACUCCGACCAGCAUGCACAGCGAGGCCUUCCUUCAACAGCCCCCGGAAACACCCGGACCUGGCGCCCCUUCGUACAUAUACUCCAAAUUUACGCUCCCUCGAGGAAAGAUGGUACAGAGAGAUGAUGAAUCAGAAGACCAGAUGGACCACCCAACACAGCAGGGUGUUGUAACGACAGCACCGCCCUCACCUCCUUUACGACCUACCGGUUCAUCGGGUCCAGUCGCAGAUGACGCCGCAAGCCAGCUCAGCAGCGUGAUGAGGCCUUCCAUGGACACUAGCCGCGGCAGCAGGAGCAUGGAAAAUCCUAGACUGCCUGCAGAUUACCCGCCUGUCCCACGUAGCCAGCCGUCGCAGGAACUAGCUCGCGUGUCAGAAGAUUCGCCCAGAGGUCGGUCCCGCACGUCAGAACUACAUGAGCCUUUCCGCGGUCGUGGCGUGACACCCUCAUCGCAUACUGGAACGAACGACUCGGCCAGUACUGUGCGCCCGCCGCCGACGGCUAGGUCGAACGCGCCGACUGCAUCCGAAAUGUCUGCCGAGGAGCACCUUGCCAAAGGUGUCGAAUGUCACGAGAAUGGGUCUUUGCAAGAGUCGACAUACCACCUGCGCUAUGCUGCCCGCCAGAAUAAUCCCACAGCAAUGUUGCUCUAUGCUUUGGCAUGUCGACAUGGCUGGGGUAUGCGUGCAAACCAGAAGGAAGGUGUUUCGUGGCUCCGCAAGGCCGCCGACUACGCCCAAAUAGAGAUUGCCGACGAUGAGGACCAGGCCAAGGGGGGAAAGCACGUUGAUGCUGUGGAGAGGAGGACGCGCAAGGCGCAGUUUGCGUUGAGCAUAUACGAGCUUGGUGUCAGCCACAUGAAUGGCUGGGGUAUCGAACAAGACAAGGCCUUGGGCCUUAGAUGUUUCGAGAUUGCUGGCAAAGCUGGCUUCUGCUACGCACAAGGUAUUGGUUGCAAAAAGGAUCUGAAGAAGAGCGCAAAAUUCUACCGCAUGGCUGAAGCCAAGGGCAUGAGCAUGGUCGGGAAUAGCUGGAUCCACAAACCCAAGUACAUGGAAGAUGAUUCAAGCAGCACCGCCAAAUCACCGAAGAGGGACAAGAAGAAGUCGCGCAGUAAGUCCCGCACUAGGGCAAUGUUUGGCUUGAAGUCGUAA
Emericellopsis cladophorae is the source of this 2025-nucleotide messenger RNA. RefSeq lists its product as uncharacterized. The transcript is spliced from 4 exons. Bases 1 to 2025 code for a protein of 674 amino acids. Gene Ontology annotation, molecular function: protein binding. The record is from RefSeq and is a predicted model, not a curated record. NCBI's taxonomy places the organism in Eukaryota, Fungi, Ascomycota, Sordariomycetes, Hypocreales, Bionectriaceae.